UUCGCUAAAAGUUGUCAAAACGUAAAGAUAUCAAGAAUCAAGAACCAAUAUCAAUACAAACAACAUGCCUAAUAUACGUCCUUUACCACCUUGCCUGCAAAAAGUCGCUAUUGAGGAAUUAAAUGAAGAUCCUAGUCGUAUCGAAGCCGAUCUGCAAACAUUAAAAACCUGGAUAGAACAACAGCCCCAUUUGAAGGCUCGCACAGAUGAUCAAUUUCUGGUGGCAUUUCUACGGGGCUGUAAAUAUAGUUUGGAGAAGACUAAAUCGAAAAUUGAUAAAUACUAUAUGCUAAGAUCGAAAUAUCCCGAAAUGUUUGCCUUAAGAGAUGUGGAUGAAGUCAAAAUCAGGGAAAUUCUUAAAAUGGGUUUUGGUGUAGUAUUACCCACACCCUUAAAUGAAACUGGACCCAGAAUAAUGCUAGUACGUAAUGGUAUUUAUGAUCCUCAUAAAUAUGAUUUUAUGGAUAUAAUGCGUGUGGGUCAGGCUUUUAAUGAAAUACUCAUGUGGGAAGAUGACUAUGCCAUUGUUAAUGGUUUUGUACAUAUAGCCGAUUUAAAAGAUUGGUCCAAAGAACAUUUCUUUCAAGCGACACCCAGUGUUAUGAAAAAGAUCACAGUAUAUUCUGAGGAAGCUAUGCCUUUAAGGCCCAAAGCUUCACACAUAAUAAAUGCUCCUUCUAUUUUUGAGUCCGUAUUUAAUAUAUUCAAACCUAUGAUGUCGGAGAAACAACUGAAUAGAAUGACCAUUUAUGGUUCGAAUAUUGAGAAAAUGUAUGAAAAGAUUCCCUUGAAAUAUUUACCCAAAGAAUAUGGUGGUGAAAACGGUUCUAUACCGGAAAUUCUUGCCGAAUGGGAACAGAAAUUUUUAUCCUAUAGAGAUUAUUUCAUAGAGGAUGCUAAAUAUGGUACAGAUGAACAAUUGAGACCGGGUAAACCUAUCGAUUUCGAUAAUCUAUUUGGUAUGGAGGGUUCGUUUAGGAAAUUAAAUGUGGACUGAAUAAAAUGUGAAAUUUGAAAAUUGUUUAACGAA
This is a messenger RNA of Lucilia cuprina (Australian sheep blowfly), 1030 nucleotides long. Its product is annotated as alpha-tocopherol transfer protein-like. NCBI's taxonomy places the organism in Eukaryota, Metazoa, Arthropoda, Insecta, Diptera, Calliphoridae. The coding region runs from base 65 to 997 and encodes 310 amino acids. Gene Ontology annotation, cellular component: membrane. Gene Ontology annotation, molecular function: phosphatidylinositol bisphosphate binding. The transcript has 3 exons. The record is from RefSeq and is a predicted model, not a curated record.